Messenger RNA from Rhizopus microsporus ATCC 52813, 747 nucleotides. RefSeq lists its product as uncharacterized. The record is from RefSeq and is a predicted model, not a curated record. The coding region runs from base 1 to 747 and encodes 248 amino acids. The transcript has 3 exons. Gene Ontology annotation, cellular component: membrane. Lineage: Eukaryota; Fungi; Mucoromycota; Mucoromycetes; Mucorales; Rhizopodaceae.
AUGUCAGAAAAGCCUAAUCAUUACUACAAUAGUUCAAACUAUAACAACAAUGCAUUAAGUCGACCUGUUCGACGACAUUUAGUUAAUGUCUAUUUGACAUUAGCAGCCAUGUGUGCAAUUGCUACGUUUGGUUCACACAUAGGAGACUACUUGGGACCAAGUGGAACAAGUAUAGGAUCAGUUGGAGCCCUGGGAAGCAUGUCGAUGAUACGAUUCACAUCCAUAAACAGUAACAGUCGAUGGGGACUCUUACUGGCAUACUCUAUCUUUAGUGGCAUCGCCAUUUCCACCUUUAUAUCCUUUAUCUUAAACUGGGAUCCAACAGGGAACAUUGUCUUUCUGUCUCUUACUUCAGCUGCCUUGGUCUUUUUAGGAUUUACCCUAAGUGCCUUGACCUCCAGUCGACGCAGUACAAUGUAUGUUGGAGCAUUGGCGAGUAGCGCGAUCAGUGUUUUGCUGUGGUUAUCAUUAGCCAACAUCUUUUUUUUCCAAUCAUCCAAUCUGUUUUCAUUUGAAUUAUACGCAGGCUUAUUAGCCUUUGCAGGAUUUGUGAUGUAUGAUACGCAAAUGAUCAUUGAUAGAGCCAAUGCGGGCAUCAUGGAUAUUCCAGGACAUGCCAUUGAACUCUUUAUGGACCUGUAUGCGCUUUUUGUCCGAUUUGCCAAUAUCUUUUUGAAAAAGGAAAUGGAACGGGAAAAUGACAAACGAAGGAGACAAAGAGGAGGCUUUAGAUUACAACGAGAAUAA